UUUUCAAUUUUUAAGAUGAUAGCCAAGAAACUCUACUUUUCUUGGGAAAAAAAAACAACAAUCACAAGAUUGUACAUCAAGAAUCACUAAACUCUAUCAUCAUUUUCAACAAAAAAUUAAAAAAUUGCAUUGGAAAAGAUAAAUCGGAUCUCAAUUUUUGAAAAAUUCCAACAAGCUUUCAGCAUUAUUAGGAGAUAUUAUAGUGAAAAAGAUUCAUCAUUGAUCAUUAUCACCUUUCAUCAAGUUAAUCACAAAGUUCUCUUUUCUACAUCAAAAUUGUGAUGAUGGAGGAAUCAUUUUUGUGCCAAGAGAUCAAAGAACAAUGAUUCUUGAUUUGUCAACAUAUAAUUUGAUGCCAACUUGAAAUUUGUAGAUCCAAGAAAAGUGCAUUCUUCCAACAUCUCUUAAGGCAAUUGAUAUAAGAAAUCGCACUAGGGGUGCAACCCUUACAACCAAAACAACUCUAGUGAGAGUUGCAACUAUUAAGGGGAAGCUUGUACCAAUCAUAUAAAAUAUGAUAUUUUGAUACUUUUUGAUAAUUUGUGUUUGGGACAAAAAGUUGUCCCAUGAUUUGUUGAAGGACAAAAAUUAUUCAUGUUUUUGUCUAGUCCUCUCACAUGUUUUGUUAAGUCUCCUGAUUAGUUUAUGCAUCAAAUAGAGUACAAGAAAAACUGUCUUGUCCAGUCCCUCGAUUUUCAGCAAAUCAAACGCACCCUUAUCGUGACAUAUUAGAUUUGGAUAUUGGUUGCUGCAUUUUUCUACAAGCAUUUGGAAUCUUCUUGUUUUUCUUAUUAUGGCUGGUGGACACAAACAGAAGAGGCUCAGCAAUUCAUGCAUUCUUCUCAUAGUCAUUGCAGGUAUAGAGAGGUUUGCAUUCAAAGGGGUAGCAUCAAAUUUGGUAACCUAUCUAACAGAUGUGGUGAACUUAAGCAACUCAUCAGCAGCAAAAAUGGUUAAUAGUUGGGUUGGAUUCACUUCCAUAAUGCCAUUGUUGGUGGCACCUAUUGCAGAUGCUUAUUGGGACAAAUAUUCCACCAUAAUGUCCUCAUCUUUUCUCUAUGUUAUGGGACUUGUAGCAUUGACAACAACAGCACUGGCAAGGUCAUGGCAUCACAAAAACAGAACAAUGUCUUCUUCAUUCCUUUCAUUAUCUCUUUAUUUAAUUUCAUUAGGCCAAGGUGGAUAUAAUCCAUCUCUACAAGCCUUUGGAGCCGAUCAACUUGGUGAAGAAGAUGAUUUACCUUGUGGCAAUGAUGACACAAGUAGCAACAAAAAAGCACUUUUCUUCCAAUGGUGGUAUUUUGGUGUUUGUGCUGGAAGCCUAAUGGGUGUUACAUUCAUGUCUUACAUUCAAGACACUUUUGGUUGGGUAUUAGGGUUUGCAAUACCUGCAAUUUCAAUGCUUCUUUCCAUCUUGGUUUUCUCUGGCGGAAGCUCGAUAUAUUCAUAUAAAAAACACGACGACGAUGAUGAUAAUCUUCAAGAUAAGAAGCCUUUCACGAACAUGUUUCAAACUAUAAAAGCAUCUGCAUUGAAAUGCUUCCAUUGUGAAAUUUCACUACCAAAUGACAAGUCUGAAGGUGUUGAACUCGAGCUUCAAGAGAGACCUCUUUGUCGCGAAAACUCGGAAAGCAUUAAGGUUACGAAUAAGGAUUCAAAAAUCAGCAUGUGCCUACUACCAAAUGUCAAAGUUGUGAUUAAGCUAUUGCCAAUAUGGGCAAUGCUUCUCAUGUUUGCAGUGAUUUUCCAACAACCUGCAACAUUUUUCACAAAACAAGGAAUGACAAUGAAGAGAAACAUCGGUAAGAAUUUCAAGAUACCACCAGCAACACUCCAAAGUGCUAUAACAUUGUCGAUAAUACUAUUGAUGCCGUUAUACGACAGAGUAUUUAUACCGUUUGCUCAGCUGAUAACACGACAGGAAAAAGGUAUAAACAUGAUGCAAAGGAUGGGAAUCGGAAUGGUUCUCUCAAUCAUAGCAAUGGUUAUUGCCGCUCUAGUUGAAAUGAAACGGCUCGAUAUCGGUCGGCAAAUGAGAAGUGAAGGGCUACAAGCAGAAAUAGUGCCGAUAAGCAUUUUCUGGUUGUUACCACAGUACAUUCUUCUUGGUGUUUCAGAUAUUUUCACAGUUGUUGGUAUGCAGGAAUUCUUUUAUGGUGAAGUUCCAAAGAAUAUGAGAACAGUGGGAAUUGCAUUGUAUACUAGUGUGUUUGGUGUUGGAAGCUUCGUGAGUGCAUUGUUGAUUACACUAGUUGAAGUAUACACAGAUUCUAAAGGAACACCAAGUUGGUUUUCUGAUGAUAUGGUUGAAGCACGUUUGGAUAAUUACUAUUGGCUUCUAGUUUGGUUAAGCUCAAUUAGCUUGCUGUUGUAUACACUAUUGUGUAAAUAUUACUAUAGUAAAAGUGAUUCAGAUUGUGAAACGUAAGUUUAUUUUCUUUCUGAGGUAGUUUUCAAGUGUAAUUUUGCGUAAACUUUGUUUGUUGAACUAGUUGCCCUUGUAUUAAUAUAACAGUAAUUCUAUGA
Messenger RNA from Vicia villosa (hairy vetch), 2526 nucleotides. RefSeq names its product protein NRT1/ PTR FAMILY 5.8-like. Gene Ontology annotation, molecular function: transmembrane transporter activity. Gene Ontology annotation, cellular component: membrane. Gene Ontology annotation, biological process: transmembrane transport. The transcript is spliced from 6 exons. Bases 794 to 2428 code for a protein of 544 amino acids. Lineage: Eukaryota; Viridiplantae; Streptophyta; Magnoliopsida; Fabales; Fabaceae. The record is from RefSeq and is a predicted model, not a curated record.